UUGCACAUCAGCAUCAGCAUCAGCUCGUCCCUUCGCCUCAGAGGAUCUGUGCUGCUGCUUCUCUGCUGUGGGCUCGUUUGGUGAUGACUUUGGUCCAGUGUGUGAACAUGGUGACAGCCAGCGUGCUGCUGAGCCUCUUCUUUCUGUCAGGAGCUUUGGCUGAUUGUUCUCUGGAGCCAGACCUCUUCAUUACUGCACCACAGAAGAUGGAAGCACUGAGAGGAUCUUGUUUGCAAAUCCCAUGUACCUUUAGUGCUAAUCCUGAAAAAGGCUUUAACAGUAGCAGAGCUUCCUCUGGAGUGUGGAUUAAAAAUGACUACAGAUUUCAGUUGAAUCCAAACAAUGUGAUAUUCAAUGGUACUGGGUCAGUGAACAAAUAUGCAGCAAACAUCACUGGAAACCCGAGUCAGAAAAACUGCACCACUCUGUUUUCCAGUUUAACCACAGCUGACACAGACAGUUACUUCUUUUUUUUAAUUUUUAUUCCUGACACAAACCGGAUUGUUUGUUUUCUUUGGUGUAAAAUGAGUGUUUGUUGUUUCACCACAGAUUCUGCUCCGAGCCCCAGGAUUCACAUCUCAGGUGAUGUGAAGGAGAAUGAGUCUGUGGGUAUAACCUGCUCAGCUGUCUCUCCCUGUCCACAGUCCCCUCCCACACUCACCUGGGCUGUCCCACAUGAGUCUCAGAACAAACUGGAGCAAAACAUAGAUGGAACCUUUACAGUUAAAAUCCAGGAGAACAUCACUCUGUCAGACAAACAUGAUGGACGCAGCAUCUCCUGCUCUGCCAAAUAUCCUGUGAAUGAAGGGACAGCUGUCUCACCAGCAGAGGACAAAGUGACUCUCAGUGUCUCAUAUACCCCCAAGGACACCUCAGCAUCCAUCAGUCCACCAGGUGGGGUGUCAGCAGGUACCCAGGUGAACCUGACCUGCUCCAGCAGAGCCAAUCCUCCCAUCAGCCACUUCACCUGGUUCAAGCAGAUCACAGGUGGAUCCAUCAAUGUAUCUGAAGGAGACGUUUACGGUUUCAACGCCACAGAUGAAGGAGUUUAUUUCUGCAUGGCCACCAACGACCUCGGUGAUCAGACGUCACCAACGAUCCGUCUGAAUCUGAACGGUAAAUAUUGAACUGGACUCAGUGUGAGACCGUUACCACAGAGCGUGACCUCUGACCUUCCAUAAGGAGAGAUCAAGUCACAUUAUUAGAGCAGUUAGUAUGAUGUUACAUAUGGAGUCAGAG
This is a messenger RNA of Toxotes jaculatrix (banded archerfish), 1239 nucleotides long. RefSeq names its product sialoadhesin-like. The transcript is spliced from 5 exons. The record is from RefSeq and is a predicted model, not a curated record. The coding region runs from base 84 to 1127 and encodes 347 amino acids. Lineage: Eukaryota; Metazoa; Chordata; Actinopteri; Toxotidae.